ACAAUUAUGCACUCAUCAUUUACUGCAGAUUGUGUCAAUAAUCGCAGCAAGAUCAAAUAAUAAUCUGCUGAUAGCACGAGUACCACCACGUACCACAUAAACUUUCGUUAAGAACCAACGACGGAGAAGUCGCUACUCUUGUUGAUUACGAAACACACAUCUGACCAGAAUCUAAUAGCAACAAAUGAAUUUAUGCGGCGGCUGAAAUGUGUAAGCUGUUUUCGAAGAGAAUUUGUGAUUGGCAUCAAUUGUAAAAUGGAUUUGUAUGAUUACAACUAAUUGUAAGUGGUUGUUGGUACGAAGGAGACGAAGGAGAUUUUGGUGUGCAGUGGAUUGGAUAUUCCGUCUUUCGAUAUCGAUAUGCAUCUUCAACAGUGGAUAUGGAUUGCAGUAUCCCUGUCUGCGAUAAACCUGUGCACUUCCGCAAACAUAUUCAUGAUAACCAUGGGGGGUACCAAGUCUCAUAAAAUUCCCUUUUGGGAAUUGGCCCGAGGACUGAUACCCAGAGGACACAACAUAACAUUUAUGAAUGCUUUUCCAGCAGAUUUCCUUAUGGAUGGGUUGGAAGAAAUUACACCGACUAAUUUAGUGUUUUAUGUUAAAAACUUCACUAAUUGGGAUUUGGUGGGAGCCAGAAUGAGAGGGGAAGAGCCAGUUCCUGUUUUGGAUAUGGUCAGGUAUGCUUAUGAGGCGUGUGAUAUCUUGUUAUCUGACCCCGAGACCAAAGACUUCCUCUACUCCAGGCAUAAAUUUGACCUGUUGAUUUUGGACGGGGCGUAUCCCGAAUGUGCUCUGGCGUUCGCCCACCAUUUCAACGUGCCCUUUAUGUACAUCAACACCGUAGGAUUCUACACGGGGUCGUUGUCGAUAGCGGGCAAUCCGACACCCUUUUCAGUUACUCCCUUCCUAUCGCAGCCGUACACAGACAACAUGAAUUUAUUACAAAGAACUGUCAAUACCAUGUGGUACCUGGCCGCAAACACAGUACACUCAGUUUUGGUGAGAUACAAGAUGCAGGAAGUAGUGUGGAGGCACUUCGGGAGAAACGUGCCGCCAAUCUACGAGAUGUCCAAGAACGUCAGCUUUAUUUUACAGAACGGACACGCAACCAUGACCUACCCCAGACCUUACCUUCCGAACGUUGCGGAAAUUGCUUGCAUUCACUGCAAGAAAACCAAGCCUCUGCCACAAGAUCUCGAGGAUUUCAUAAGGGGAUCCGGCGAUGCAGGUUUCAUCUACUUUAGUAUGGGAUCAUCGGUAAAGGCGGCUAAUAUGCCCGAAUACUUGAGACGGAUGCUGAUGAUCGUUUUCAAGCAACUACCGCAGCGUGUUCUCUGGAAAUACGAGGCGGAAAACGACAUGCCUGACCUACCAUCAAACGUUAAAUUGGGACGGUGGCUGCCUCAACAAGAUAUAUUAGGUCAUCCGAAAAUAAGAGCUUUCGUGACCCACGGUGGGCUUCUGAGCAUGUUCGAAACUGUGUAUCACGGAGUACCGAUUGUGUCUCUCCCCGUUUUUUGCGAUCACGAUUCAAACGCUGCAAAGGCGGAGAUUGAUGGUUAUGCGUUAAAGCUGGACCUGGCAUCAUUAACAUCCGACUCACUUCUUUGGGCGAUAAAGAAAGUCAUCUACGACAGAAGGUACAGGGAGGAAGUUAAGAGAAGACAAUACUUGCUGUUGGAUCAGAAAGAAACACCACUACAAAGAGCGGUUUACUGGACGGAAUACGUGAUCAGGCAUAAAGGGGCGAAACAUUUCCAGUCGCCUUCGAGAAACAUGGGAGUACUUCAAUACUAUUUGAUAGACGUAAUGAUGGUUCUAGUACUGUCCGCCAUUGCUUUGUGGUACUCCUUAAAAAUAGCGUUUAGGUUAUUUAUUAAAGUUGUUACUGGAAAUUUAAGUGUUGGUAUAUUUAAAAAAAAUAUUAAAAUUGAAUAAUGUUUAUGUAAAUAUUAUAUUUCGAGUUUGUACAGUGUUUAUAGUUUGUGUGUCACGUGUGUGCGUGUGUUUGUGUGAUUAAAAACCAUAAGAAUCA
Messenger RNA from Aethina tumida (small hive beetle), 2035 nucleotides. It is a transcript of the gene Ugt50B3, whose product is annotated as UDP-glucosyltransferase 2. The transcript is spliced from 7 exons. Gene Ontology annotation, molecular function: UDP-glycosyltransferase activity. The record is from RefSeq and is a predicted model, not a curated record. Bases 361 to 1938 code for a protein of 525 amino acids. NCBI's taxonomy places the organism in Eukaryota, Metazoa, Arthropoda, Insecta, Coleoptera, Nitidulidae.